ACCUAUUUCCACGUUUUUAGUCGUAUAUAAUGAAAUUCUGGUAAUAAAAUGCCAAAUUACUGAGUUUUAUUAUAAAAUCGUCUAUUUGCCAAUUCAUGUUGACAGUGCAGUUGAAAACUAACCAACAAUGCCAAGGUCGCCGAAGAAUGAUCCAAGAUACAAUGAUGCAUGGAAUUAUGGUGCGGAAAAUGCCGAAAAAUGUGCACCUGGUGCAUUAAACGAUAGACAACAGACACCAAUUACGUCGAGUCCCAGUGCUAUGAACGAUAACAGUGUAUAUGUGAAUGCAAAUUAUAACAGUGAUAUUUAUGGUAACAAGCAUUCAUAUAAUGUUCUACCAGGUGACCCCGGUACAAAUAAAGACGAAAAGAUCGGGUUUAAUAACAUGCAAAAUCUUCCGCACGUUAAUCGACAAAAUUAUAGUAAUGCCACACUCAACUGGGGCGAUGGCCAAUCACUAAAGGUCUAUGUGCAUUACGAUGAAAACGGCCAACCGCUGAUCAUGCCCUUGUCGCAGUAUGAGUUGUACAACCACAACCAAGGUCUACGUGAAGUGCCAAUACAGUCGCAAGCAACUCAAAUGUUUGCUACAAAUCAGGAUUACUCUACAAACAACAAUAUACAUGUACCUCCAAAUGUGCAGAACAGUUUUUGCCCUGAUAGUGGAAAUGAAACAACACCCAAUUUCUUAAAAGAUUUUCUGGGUAACCUUGAACCAAACUCCACUGGGACAUACUCUCCGUUUGGUCAAAACUAUCCACUAAACCAUCCUGAUGCACCCACUUUAAAUAUGAUGCCAAAUCCCAUCAUUGAUACUAAGGCUCAGGCUAUAAAAACUGACAACUCUCCUAAAAGGAAUGAGAAUAGCCCUUUAGCUGAUACAAGUAAUAAAAAACGGAUUGUGGCUGAAGUGAAACCAAUGCGUCCCACAUAUUCUGAUGUGUUGGCUAAAAAUACAAAAAACAGCUCCCAGUUGGAGGCUGCUACUAAAGUAAAACCUCAAAACACAGAAACUAAGACUAACAAGUCUAACUCAAAGCCAGAUAAGCCUACUGCUAAUCUAAAGCAUAAUGAUGAUAACAAACAUAAAAAUGAUAAAAAGCAACAAAGCACUAUAUCAUCGGGUAGUGAGUCUGGUGAUAUCAAUACUGAUGAUACAGAAAAACAAAAACCGAGCAAGAAAUCUAAAAAUAAGAGAGGCAAUAUGACUCGUAAAUGGUCGUCUCUGGAUGAUAUAACUAACGAAGAAGAUGGGACUUAUGAACAUGGUAAUGAAAGCCAAUUUGUGUUCAUAGAAAACCAAGAAAAACCUAAAAGGGAGAAGAAACUGGAUAAUAAGGUAAAGGCAAAUAAAAAUGCUGUUCUUGAGGAUGAAUUCAAGCUUGACGAGGAUGAUGAUUCACAAUUCAUUCUACAAGAAAAUCCAAAUGAAAUCUCAAAAUUGAAAAAGAAGAAAGACAAUCGUAAUUACCAUAAAUCUACUAAACCAGUACAGGACAAAAAGAAAGUGAGUCAAACUAAAGUUAGAAGAAACAAACCGGGCUAUCUAGGAUUGGCUCAGAAUUAUUUUGAGCACUGGAGCAGUGUGACCUGGAAGGCACUGGUGUGGUUUGCAUAUCUACUAUCGGAUAUAUGUCGUAUGAGUUUUCACCUUUCUUUUGACUUAUGCACAUCUGUGUUCACACAGACCUAUGUAAGUUCCCAAGCGGUCUGGCGUAGCAGCAAAGAUUGGUUGUCCAAGAUGAAAGACAACAAAUAUUUGAUGUACAUUGACAGAAAGUUUGGACAUACGAGAUUUGCGUUUUGGAGGAGACUUAAGUGGUUUAAAAAUGAAGCAGAUUCAGAGUCAUCUAAUGGUUCAACGAAGUUAAAUACAAACAUCCCACUGCCUGCAACUGGUGAUGAGGCUAUGAAGAGAUUGUUAGCAUGCAAAGGAAAAGAUCCAUAUAGUAUUCUGGGCGUAAGCGUGACCUGUACAGACGAAGAGAUAAAGCGUUACUACAGACGGCAAGCAUUCCUCGUGCACCCCGAUAAGAACCAACAGCCCGGCGCUGAAGAGGCGUUCAAAAUACUGCAGCAUGCAUUUGAACUUAUUGGAGAGCCUGAGCGUCGCGAGGCGUAUGAAAGACGUGCGCUAGAAUCGCGGCACGUGGAGGCAGCUUGGAGCGAGUUCAGCCACCUACUGGCUCAGCUUCACGAUAAAAUGGAAUUCGCCGCCAACACCAUCAGGUGCACGAACUGCGGGCGUCGCCACAAACGUGUUCUUACUGAGAGGCCGUGCUACGCCGCCCGCUACUGCGCCACCUGUCGCAUACGACACUCCGCGAAAGAGGGUGACAUAUGGGCAGAGUCGAGCAUGAUCGGCCUGCUGGUGAUGUACUACGCGUGUAUGGACGGCGCCGUCUACCAAAUCACGCAGUGGGCCAGCUGCCAGAAGAAGAAUCUGAAACAACUGCGGCCUGACUGCCACGUGGUGCAGUACCGCAUCGUGCUCGGUAACAAGGCAGCCGCAGCCUCAGAGCUUAACCAGCGACCUUCCACCGGCCACGACCCGAAUCUGGAAGAAUUCUUGAACAACCUGUACAGUAAGUCGGGCGCGUCGCCAGCAAACAACAGCAAGCCGCCUGAGUGUGAUGCCAAGAAGAGGCGCAAUAAGAAAGCUAAAGUGUAAUCCAUCCUGUAGUACUCCUGCCCAUAGCUGAUCGAUGCCGAUGAACCUUGACCCCAGUUUACUCAAGUAUUGUAUUUUAAUAUUUCAUUUACUUUUCACAACAUAUUCGCUGUGCAAAUCACACUUACAAAUAUACGGGGUCAGUCAUAAAUGUACUAAACUUAUAACCAGUGGUUGGAAUUAUAAAAUUAUUAAUGUGUUUUAAAAUAAUAGUGCAUAAAAUGUUGGCGGCACGUGUAUAAUAAGAAUAAAAAAUAAUAUUGACAUAGUUUAUAAAUUGCGAAGCGCCUGAAAUAUUUACAUAGCAAUCAUUAUUAGUAUUACAUAUUUUUGCUAAUAGAAAUUUACAGGCGUACACACCAUUGUUAGUAGUGAUGAUGCUGCAGAAUAUUCUCUAAUUUAUAAAUGGUCCCGUACCAACUAUGACAUACGUAUUUCAUUAUUGAUUUACGCAUCAAUCUUUCCUUCUCUCUCUGGACACAUCACAUAUUUUGCUAUUUUACACUAGUGAACUAACAAUUUAAU
This is a messenger RNA of Achroia grisella, 3196 nucleotides long. Its product is annotated as dnaJ homolog dnj-5. Lineage: Eukaryota; Metazoa; Arthropoda; Insecta; Lepidoptera; Pyralidae. The transcript has 9 exons. The coding region runs from base 128 to 2671 and encodes 847 amino acids. The record is from RefSeq and is a predicted model, not a curated record. Gene Ontology annotation, molecular function: dopamine receptor binding.